Messenger RNA from Penaeus chinensis, 2489 nucleotides. Its product is annotated as carbohydrate sulfotransferase 5-like. The record is from RefSeq and is a predicted model, not a curated record. Lineage: Eukaryota; Metazoa; Arthropoda; Malacostraca; Decapoda; Penaeidae. Gene Ontology annotation, molecular function: N-acetylglucosamine 6-O-sulfotransferase activity. The transcript has 9 exons. Gene Ontology annotation, biological process: sulfur compound metabolic process; N-acetylglucosamine metabolic process. Bases 1079 to 2230 code for a protein of 383 amino acids.
UUUCCUCUCUCUCUCUCUACAAAUAUACAUAUUUGUUUAUCUAUAACGAUGUUGCCUUUUCAUAACUGUAAGGUAAUUACAUAGGCAAGAUGAUUUGUACACUACAUGUGUUCAAAUGCAUAUGCGCAGCAGAACCGUUUUUGACAGCACAGUUUUCAGCCCGGGAUUUUCAGGGAAAUAGUGUGUCCGCAGCGUCGUAUAUACGACCAGGGUGAUUUCUCGAGCUUUUUUUCGCUGGGGGUGAGAAGGUAGAUCUGUUCUACAGUCAAAUACGGUAAUUAGUUUAGGUAAGUUACCAAUCAUAUGGUGCCCUUUGUCACUAGCCGUUCUCUAACUAGCUAUCUUGCAGGGUCGGUCAUUCUGCCCAAGGUAUCUCUAACAGGUACCUUGGACAGAAAUUAUUCGAAUGCGACGCUGGAGCCGUGAUUUCGGCCUUGAUUGGAGUUAAUGAUCAGAGAUUACCUGUAUAUCAUGAUGCAGGAACCUAUAGAGAAUUGUAACACAAGUAAUAUAUUGGCAAAAUUUAAAUGAAGGACAGACGUAAUGUGAUUAAUAAAUAUGUUACCACAUGGUUUGCGGUAAUGGUGGUGAGCCUGUCCCUUAGAUCAAUUCCCUCGGGUCAAAUCUUUCCUCCACUAAGCUGUAAAUCCACGACGAAAGGGCUGGAGUCUUAAGAAAAACGAGACACAAUUAAUGGGAAAUAAUGUUUUGGUCGUAGAACAGGUUAAAAAGUAUCUGCUUAAUUACCAAGCUGCAUUUCCUCAGGUGCACUAUAAUUAUUUUAUCAUUGGUAUAAUUUUCCUUUGCCUGACAUUUAUCACCAUAACUUUCAGUCACGUGUUCGUCGUUUCCACACUGGCACGACCUGGGGCGCACUGUCCUUUUCAGCUCAUUUAUUAUACCCAUUAGAUAAGAAAAAGAAGACAAGAUUUUAUUGAGUGAGAGCAUUCAAGCGGACCACUUCCCACGCUGCCCUAUCCACACGUGUUUAGUGUCGCGCUUCUGUCGCUGGCGGAAUCGUCACAGUGGAGUCCAGGCCUCAGAACAGAUCAAAAUAACGAUCUGAAAUAUCUUAAACAUGUCUCUUUCCCACCAAUUGAAGACAAUAUUUGCCCUUCUCAUUAUCUGUAUGGUGCCUGUGAUUUUGUACAACGACCACUACAGGGGCACUUUAGGUCUGAUAAAGAACGCCUUCCCCAGCAAGCCCAUUGCGUUAGCCGAUUGGAAUGGCGAGAAAUUCUGGCGACUUCAGAAUCCGCCCGCUGCGCCAGCGCCUUCCUCAACUACUGUCUCUACAACCAGUGCGGGCGCGCCGGAGGCCCUGCCGAAGGGCCACAAGAUCCUGGUCCUGAGCACCGUCGGUCGCAGCGGCUCCUCCUUCCUCGGCGAACUUAUCGCGCAGCUCCCGGACUCACUCUACUUCUUCGAGCCGAUGAUGUUCAACUCCAAAGCCACACCGGAGGGCGUGAAUGCCAGGGUCACCUGGGAUCUCCUCAAGAACAUCUUCAGCUGCAGAUUCGACCACGAUUGGCUAGUCUUUGCGCGGAGACGGAGUCUGGUGCGCAAGAAGGAGGGGAAGCCGUGCGCACGUUCCCGCGCAGAAGGGGCCGGCGAUUGCCUCAGGAAACUCUGCCUCAACCAGACCAACAUCGUGGUCAAGGUCAUCCGGAUGCGGGUUUCGUGGCUGGCCGACCUCCUGCUGGAGUCAGGGCCGGAGCUGAAGGUCGUCCACCUGGUGAGGGACCCCAGGGCCUCCUUCAGGUCCUCCAGAAUGUUCGUGCAGACGCAGAAGGACUACACGGAGCUCUGCCCGAGGAUCCUGGAGGAUCUGCAAAUGAUUGACACCGUAAAGAGGCUCUUUCCGGGGCGCGUGACCUCAGUCAAGUACGAGGACCUCUGCCUCGACCCCAAAGGCGUCGUCACCGACCUGUGGGGGUUCCUCUCGGGCGCGCGCAAGGCCGCCCUUCCGCCCGCGUGGGCGCUCUACCUCGCCGAGCACACCGACGGCGCCAACACGCGAGGCAACGCCUACAGCACGUGGAGAGACACCAGGAAGGAGGCCGAGGCGUGGAGACAGGAGAUCGGGGAGAGUCUGCUGCUGGCCGUCGAGGAGCACUGCGGCGGCGCCAUCGCCCUGCUGGGCCACAACAAGUUCCAUUCCCUGGCAAACGCCCGGAAUAUCUCCUUCCCCCUGCGGUGGGCCAAGAAGCCCUUGUACACGCUCAUUUGAAUCCUCCAGGUGCUGCGGGGCCUAAGGGACAUAACAGCGUGGUAUUAUGUAUUUUUCUUGUGAUUGUAUGUGUAGCAGUGUUAAGAAUUACCUACUUAAAACAGUUUUGCUUUAUCUAAUUAUGCUUUAUUUGUCUCCCUGUCAUGUCGUCACAUUUUUUAUCACAACAUGUAGGAAAAUAUUACCGUAGAACACUUUUUUUCGAUUACUGUGUUUUGUGUAUCAUGUUAAAUAAACUGUUUUCAGAUUGUGCCUAAAA